ACCGUACAUAUGCAUAUAUAUUUUGAUAUUCAAACACAAUGAGCGACUCCAAGUAUCCCACUUCGCAUGUGCGGAACGUUCAGCUGAAUGUGGAUCCGUCGGAGAGGCCCAAGGAGCCCCCAACCUGUCCACCACCCUACGAAAAGCGCAGCACGGAGUCGGAGCAUUCCGAGGAGUGUUGCGUGGACCUCGAGAAUGUGACUGUCAAGUUUCGCAUUUCCGAAACGCAAGUUGUGGCCCAGGUCUACCCUAACAACAUGACCAUUGCCGAGGUCAAGCAGGACAUCUCGCGCAAGUUCGAGGUGGACCCCGAACUAAUUAUAUUGAAGCAGAAGCAGCAACUCCUUUGCGAUGCCUUGGCCAUUAACUCUUGCCAAACUGAUCAAUUCGGCAUACACGAGUUCGAGAUGGGCCUCCGAAUCGUCGGCGAUAGCUCUAGCAGUAUUGGCUCCUUGCCUAAAUUGGAUUUGAACGUGUACUAUGAUAAAUUUCGCUUGCCCGAUUUCAUUACCGUGCACAUACCAGGCGAGAAUACCGAGGAUGGGCAGCCGAAGAACGUUGUGGUGGAAAUUGAAAACAAGGCAAUUAUCAAGCCAUUUCUCUGCGGCUACAGAGACAAAAUAAGCGGCAAGGAGUACUUGGAUGCGUUUACACAAACGGGCCCGUACUUCGAUAAGUGGAAGUAUAGACGUUAUAGAACACGUGACACGCAGACAUGGGAUAAGAAAGAGAAAACUUUGAAUACGGCCCAUGAGCAAGCCUCGCAAUGCUUUCUUGACGGCAUUAAUAUGCGGUACCUGUCCUCGGCUACGGACUUUGUCAUCGUACCGGGCAAGUAUCAGACAUAUGCCCAAAAGGAACGCGCUGAGCGUAAGCUUGAGAAGAUUCUGCUGAUACAGCGCAACUGGCGCCGCUGGAUAUUGUGGAAAUACAUACACAUACGCGCCAAGGAGUACCGGCGUUUGGUCCAUAAUCGCGAGGAGGAGGAGCAACGCUAUAAGGAGUGCGUGGAACAGCGAGUGGAGCGACAGCAGCUCAUAAAGCAAUUCCCACGCACUAAGGAUGACUUUGAUUUGCUGUAUGCUGAGGUGGGGCGCUGGAAGCGCGCAGAACUGCAGCGGAUAACGAGGCUAUAUGAAGGUCCGGCCCGCAUAUCGGAGGUAAACAUAUUGCUGGACAAGGAAAUACAGCUGCUUAAUGGCGUCGAACGGCAACGACGUCUCGUUUACAAUGCUAUGGAGGAUUUUCGCAAGGAGCAAUUGCUGAAAAAAUUAGGAAAGCCAAUCGAAUGGAUUGGUUAUAAGGACUGCAAGAUACAUUUGGAUUUGCUUCGAACUCAGCGCGUGCGGUUUCUCACGGAAGUCUUUAAGGAUUUGAACAAGCCGCUGGCCAAGGAUAAACGUCUGGAGCUAAUACGAAGUGUAAUGGAAUUGCUUGCUGAGGAGACAUGCUUUCCAAGUUUUCCGGAGCUUUUCGAUCUUUUUGAGCGCGAGAAGAAUCUGUUGCUGUACACCAAGUCUAGUGACACGGAGAUACUGCGCAAACGACAAAAUAUUCUCUUCUUCGAUCUGAUCAAGUUUCAGAAAAAGGAGCCGGAAAAACGUACACCAUCGCGCAUGUGCAUGGUAUGCAAGAAGGUAAAGCCUUACGCGCAGUUCGCUAUUCGGACGCGGCAGAGUCACGUAGAUACGUGCAAGCAUUGCUACUACUUGAAGCUGGUGGCAACGGAGAACACUGUCUACCAAUCCAUACUACGUUGCAUUCAACGUGACGAGCGCAAGCGGAAAUGUGCCACAUCAUUUGCUUUUGUCCUGCAACCGGAUGAUGUGCGUCAUAUUAUAGACAAGAUCUGGCACGGCCACUCGAUACUGAGCAAAUGCGAGGACAUUAGCGAGUUGCGAUUGCCUCGCUGGCUGAAAAGCGACGAAUGGUCUCCAUGGAACUGUGUCUGCCUGACCGAAAAGGAGACGCGGGAUCAUUACAAAAUUGUUGACCUCGAGAAGGUAUACGAUCCAAAGCUAAUACUCGAGGUCGGCAAUCGUCACAUGUUAGCACGUAGCUCCUUCCAUACUUUGGCAGCCGUGGCCACCGAAUUCCAGGAGACCGGUCAGUGGUGGAAAGUGGGCAUGAAUAAGCAGCGAACAAGCGACCUAAAUGCGGUUUAACAUUUCUUCCGUCAAGUUUUAUUAAAUCAGUAUAAUUUUAAUGAAUAUCUGCAUCUUACGCCUGCCUGAUCACGAGUUCCGUAUGUUCGCCAGCCAGUUGUAAAGAUGUGUUUCAAUCCGCUAAUAAAGGCAAACCCAUUAUUUAAAUACAAAUA
Messenger RNA from Scaptodrosophila lebanonensis, 2320 nucleotides. RefSeq names its product IQ and ubiquitin-like domain-containing protein. The transcript is spliced from 8 exons. Gene Ontology annotation, biological process: cilium assembly. Lineage: Eukaryota; Metazoa; Arthropoda; Insecta; Diptera; Drosophilidae. The coding region runs from base 39 to 2165 and encodes 708 amino acids. The record is from RefSeq and is a predicted model, not a curated record. Gene Ontology annotation, cellular component: acrosomal vesicle; motile cilium.